Messenger RNA from Esox lucius (northern pike), 1419 nucleotides. It is a transcript of the gene psmb13a, whose product is annotated as proteasome 20S subunit beta 13a. The transcript is spliced from 8 exons. NCBI's taxonomy places the organism in Eukaryota, Metazoa, Chordata, Actinopteri, Esociformes, Esocidae. The record is from RefSeq and is a predicted model, not a curated record. Gene Ontology annotation, cellular component: proteasome core complex. Bases 80 to 913 code for a protein of 277 amino acids. Gene Ontology annotation, molecular function: threonine-type endopeptidase activity.
AAAAAAUAGCGACCCCAUGCGACUUGAAAUUCGUGCUUGUAGGAAAGUGCCAAGUGAGUAAAGAAAAUAACCUCCAGGUAUGGCGCUACCAAAUGUUCUUGAAACACCUCCAUCGGGAUUUAAUUUUGAGAAUGUUUUUAGAAAUGUAGCUCUGGAGGGUCUGCUUGAGGGAGGACGUACUAAGGCACCUAAACCUAUGAAGACAGGGACCACCAUAGCUGGAGUAGUGUGCAAGGAUGGUGUUGUUCUAGGAGCAGACACACGGGCCACCUCCAGUGAAGUGGUGGCUGAUAAGAUGUGUGCCAAGAUCCACUACAUCGCCCCCAAUAUCUACUGUUGUGGGGCAGGAACUGCUGCGGACACAGAGAAGACCACCGACCUGCUCUCCUCCAACCUCACCAUCUUCUCAAUGGACAGCGGCCGGAACCCACGUGUGGUAAUGGCAGCAAACAUACUACAGGACAUGUUAUUCAGGUACCGGGGCCAGAUUGGGGCCCAUCUAAUCCUAGGAGGGGUGGACUGUACUGGCAGUCAUCUCUACACAGUGGGGCCCUAUGGAGACAUAGACAAAGUGACAUACCUCGCAAUGGGCUCUGGAGACUUGGCUGCUCUGGGGAUUCUGGAGGAUAGAUUUAAACCUAAUAUGGAGCUGGAAGAGGCAAAGGAGUUGGUCCGGGAUGCCAUCCACUCUGGCAUCAUGAGUGACCUGGGCUCAGGCAACAACAUAGACAUUUGUGUCAUCACCAAACAGGGGGUGGACUACCUCAGGCCCUACCAGGAGUCAGAGUUUAAAGACAAGAGGCAGAUGAGAUACAAGUAUCAUCCUGGUACAACACCUAUUUUGACAGAGAAAAUAGUUCCCCUGCAGAUGGAGGUAGUUCAGGAGACAGUCCAGCGGAUGGAUACUGCCUGAACCGGACCACUCAGCAAAGAUUCAGACACACAGAGGCAUAUAACAAUAUUCAGACAUACAACACACCUAAUGCUAACAGCCAGUGGCAUCGUUAGGCCUGGGCAUCCAGGGCUAUAGCCCCGGUUCUUUUAUGAAUUGCCCUGGAUCUCAAGUUGACCCAAAAAAUAAUAAUAGCCCCUAUUCAUCUACAAUUCCGAUCGCACGUUAUGAAAAUGUAGAGGUGUAUGGCACCAGGGUGUACAUCAAAAUAUUCUGCAUGUACAUUCAAAACCCUGUACUUUAUGUCCCGGGUGGGGCGGGGGUGUGGGCUAAGCCCCGAAUGUAUUGUGAUCCUAAAGAUGCUUCUGGUAACAGCACUUCACUACUCCUAGAUGACUCAAGAAUGCAAAGCCAUAAAAAACAUGUUAGAUAAAUUAACUCUAGCCUAGUUUAUUAGCUGUCUGUAUAUGCAACAAAAUAUUGGAAAGAAUGUUUUAGAAUAAAAACUCACAUUUAUUUUUCAUGAA